AUGUUUCUUCAAGCUGAGACCCAAUUCGGUCUCAAUUUCUUGAAAACAUUGCCUGCUUACAAUGAAUCACUGGUUUUCUCCCCAAUAUCCAUUGCUCUCGUCCUCUCAUUAGUACAUACUGGAGCACGUGGAAAAUCCAAAGAACAGAUUGGAGAUGUUUUGUUGACUGGAGCCAGUGAUGAUCAAUAUGUUAAUCAUUUUUCGUUCAUCAAUGAAAAUAUCAGGAAAGGAGAGAACGGUGUGGAAAGCUACAUCGCGAAUAGAGUUUACUUGAAAAAAGGUUUCACUGCGAACCCGUCUUUCCUCUCGGUCGCUCUCAAAAACUAUGGAGCUGACGCCAAGACUUUAGACUUCACGACGCUCACGGCAGUUCGAGAGAUCAAUACUUUUGUGAAGGAAGCAACUAAAGGAAAAAUCACGGAAGUCGCUACUAAGGACACAGUUAAAGAUGCCUUGGCUCUUCUGAUAAAUGCGAUUUAUUUCAAAGGAGACUGGCAAGACAAGUUUGAUGGAUUUUCAGUUGGAGACUAUGACUUCACAACAUAUUCGGGAGCGGUGAAGAGCAUGAAGUUCAUGAGAGAGUUCUCGAGUGACCGUCACUAUUCUUCUGAUGACAUCUUUCAAGUUUUGCAUUUGAAAUAUGCAGAUGAACGUUUCCGCUUCUCAGUUUUCCUACCAAAAGAGAAAAAUACACUGAAGCAGGCUUUGGGAAAAUUAGAUGCAAAGAGAUUUCAGUAUUUGAUUCAAAACUACAAGAAGACAUUUAUGAAUACCGAUCUUCCAAAGUUCACCGUGGAGAAAGAGAUUAGUCUGAAGAGAAGCUUAGAGAUUCUGGGAAUCACUGAAAUCUUCUCAGACUCAGCAAACUUGUCAGGAUUGGCAGAGAAUAUUAAGAUUUCUGACGGAGUUCACAAAGCAAUCAUUGAGGUCAAUGAAGACGGCACGACCGCAGCUGCAGUGACGUCGGUUAAGGCUGUUCCCAUGUCAAUGAGAAUGGACACUCCAGUUGAUUUCAAAGCGAAUCACCCAUUCUUAUUCACUUUGACCUUCUUGGGUCAUCCAAUUUUUUUGGGACUUUUCAAUGAAUAA
Molecule: messenger RNA, 1089 nt
Organism: Caenorhabditis remanei
Lineage: Eukaryota; Metazoa; Nematoda; Chromadorea; Rhabditida; Rhabditidae
Exons: 4
Coding region: 1-1089 (362 amino acids)
Molecular function (GO): serine-type endopeptidase inhibitor activity
Source: RefSeq, a predicted model, not a curated record